CGACGGCGACGACGACGACGCCGGUUCGAGGAUUUUGAAAUCCCGGGGAGGGAGGUGACGUGCAAUGCAGGGAAGAAGAGGAAUCGAAGUUUAUUGAGGCUUUUCUUUUGGAGGAGGGAGGAGGAGGAGGAUCUUGCAAGGCACAGGUAGGUGCGGAGGCGAUCCCUUGCUGUUUCGGUCUCUCGGCCCCCUUGCCUUAUGCCGUUUCUGUGCAAGUAGGAGUCCUUUCAUGCUGCUUCGUUGAAGAAGAGAAGUCUGGGAGUUUUCAGGUUUUGGGUUCGAUCAUGCCGUCUCCAAUGAUGGACCUGAAGGGUUUAUCCUCAGCAUACCACAUUUCUGAAGAUGUCCAUUUCCCCAGUGAGAGGCAGGUUGGGUUUUGGAAGUCAGAGGCUAUGUCUGACCAAAAUGGAACAGUAGGUGGAAAGUUUUUCACUUCUUCAACCCUGUCCAAGCUCUCACGAAUGGAAUUGCCAGCGACAAUGUCCGCUAAUCUUCUUGAGCCUUUCCCAAUGCGAGAAGAGAAUGUUAAUGCCAGCUUAGAUGCAAAGGCUAGUGUGGGAGACAGACACUUUACUCAGUCUUUGGCUUUGUCGGGAACUGCAGACUACGCUCCAGGAUCGAAAACUAGUUUGAAUGGAAAGCCAGCUCCACAUCUUAUGGAAAGUGACAGAAUUAAUGUGAUGGGUGCUCGGUCUGAGAACAGUCUAUUCUCAAGCUCAUUGUCGGAAUUAUUUAGCAGGAAAAUGAAACUAACAUCAAAUAGUGCAGUGUAUGGCCAUUCAAUUGACACUGUCCACUAUGAAGAAGAGGAAGUACUUGAAUCCUUGGAAGAAAUUGAAGCGCAGACAAUAGGAAACCUGCUCCCUGAUGAUGAUGACCUGCUUUCUGGAGUGACGGAUGGAUUUGACUUCCUUGCGCAGCCUAAGGCUGGGGAUGAUGCGGAGGACUUGGACUUCUUUAGUAGUGUUGGGGGAAUGGAUCUUGAAGAUGAUGGUUCAUCUGCAGGACAGAAGAAGUUUGAAUUUACUAGCGGAGUCUCUCCAUCAGGAAAUAAUGCUUCAAUUGCAGGGGAGCACCCCUAUGGGGAACACCCCUCAAGGACACUGUUUGUCAGGAACAUAAACAGCAAUGUUGAAGAUGCCGAACUACGGGCUCUUUUUGAGCAAUAUGGAAAUAUUCGCGCUCUUUAUACAGCAUGCAAACAUCGUGGCUUUGUGAUGAUAUCUUACUAUGACAUCAGAGCAGCCCGAACUGCCAUGAAAGCACUCCAGAACAAACCUCUAAGGCGUAGAAAGCUAGACAUUCAUUACUCAAUUCCAAAGGACAACCCAUCAGAAAAAGAUAUUAACCAAGGGACUCUUGUGGUAUUUAACCUUGACUCUUCUGUUUCAAACGAUGAACUCCGCCAUAUAUUUGGUGUUUACGGAGAAGUCAAAGAGAUUCGUGAGACUCCGCACCGAAGUAAUCAUAAGUUUGUUGAAUUUUAUGAUGUUAGAGCUGCAGAGGCUGCUCUUCGUGCAUUGAACAGGAGUGAUAUUGCUGGAAAGCAGAUUAAAGUUGAGCCAAGUCGUCCUGGUGGUGCAAGACGUGUGCAACAGCUGCCACAGGACUUGGAGCAAGAUGAGAUUGAUCUUUUUAUGCAGCAGAACAGCCCCACAGGUAACUCCACUGUCAGAAUAUCUGCAGGACCACCACUGGGGACAAUCACAUCUAGCGGUGUGGAUAAUGGAACUAGUUUGGGCAUGCACUCUGUAGGAUCCCCAUUUCUAGAAGCUGCAUUUCAUCAGGGGAUAUCUUCUAGUGUUCCUAGCAGCUUGCCUUCUUUGAUGAGGGUCGGUUCAGUCGGAAAUUAUUCUGGUAUUCCUGAAUCUGGUUAUACCAAAGGACAACUGGCAUUUGAUAUUCGACCAGCAGCUGGCAUUUAUCCUCAUUCUCUUCCAGAACAUCAUGAUGGCCUUGCAAAUGGCAUUCCUUGUAAUUCUUCUAAUAUCAUAGGGGCCAACUUCAACCAGAUACCACCUGAAAGAGUGGAUCACCGGCAAUUAUGCAGAGUCGGCUCAGAAGGACACUCACUGGGACUUAAUGAAGGUGUCUUUGGAGCUGCUCUUCAUGGGAGCCAACCUCUUGCUGGACAUCAUCCCACAUGGAGUAAUUCGUGUUCUCCUCAACCUCCAAGCCUCUUGUGGCCAAACUCUCCAUCUUUUAUUGGUGGAAUCAGUAAUGCUCGUCCUCUGCCAAGACUACAUGGACUCCCUGGAGCACCAUCUCAAAUGCUCAACACAGUUUUGCCCAUGAAUAAUCAUAGCGUUGGAUCUGCUCCGGCCAUUAAUCCUUCUAUUUGGGACCGGCAACAACCAUAUAUGGGAGAAUCACCCAAGGCUUCUAGUUUUCAUCAUGUUUCUCUUGGAAAUAUGCGAAUUUCUGGUGGCUCGCAGCAUUCCAUGGAUUUUGUUCCUCAUAACAUCAUUCAGCAAGCUGGCAGGAACUGUGUGGACUUGCCAAUUGCCCCUAGAAAUGUGGGACUCCAAUCACAUCAUCAGCAGGGAAUUAUGUUCUCUGGGAGAGGCCACAUGAUACCUGUUGUAACUUCAUUUGAUCCUUCCAAUGAGCGUACUAGAAAUCGAAGAAAUGAUGGUGCUUCUAAUCAGGUGGACAACAAGAAGCAUUACGAACUCGACAUUGACCGGAUAAUGCGAGGAGAAGAUAUCAGGACAACUUUGAUGAUUAAGAACAUUCCUAACAAGUAUACUUCAAAAAUGCUUUUGGCUGCAAUUGACGAACGACUUCGAGGAACUUAUGACUUCAUUUAUCUGCCAAUAGAUUUUAAGAACAAAUGCAACGUCGGCUAUGCUUUCAUCAACAUGACUGAGCCUAGCCAAAUUAUUUCAUUCUAUAAGGCAUUCAAUGGGAAGAAAUGGGAAAAAUUCAACAGUGAAAAAGUAGCAUCUCUUGCAUAUGCUCGUAUACAAGGAAAAGCUGCACUCAUUGCACAUUUCCAAAAUUCGAGCUUGAUGAAUGAGGAUAAAAGAUGUCGUCCUAUUCUGUUCAAUACUGAGGGACCGAAUGCUGGUGAUCAGGUUCCUUUUCCAAUGGGGGUUAAUGUCCGAACGAGACCCGGGAAAAUGCGCACCAACAUCUUUGAAGAGAACAACCUGGGAAGCUUUCCAAGCAUGGCAGACGGUGAAGAUUUAUCCAAUGGAUUAGACGCAAUUGCAAGUUCUGCCAAGGAUUUAGACUGAGGAAGCCACUUUUUUGUGCGUACUAACUCGUAGCCGAGUAACUCAUCUCUUUUACCCUAAUUAUCUCGACUUCUCGGGAAAAGAGAUAAAACUGUAAAAGGAGAAACUAAAAACCCUUUUUUUUUUUCCUCCGGAGGCCUCUUUGAAAGUUAGAGAAGUGAUGCUUAGCUAGCGCUGAGCAAUUUUCCGAUUUUCUCUGAGAUAUUUUGCAAAGUUCCUGGUGGCAAAGGAGCAUUUUUUGGAGCUCUGAAAUUUUGGAUGAUCUUGAUAGUGUCGCAGGACCAUCUCUAUAUUAAUGUGGGGGGGUUCAUGACAGUCAAGAGACUUCUGCUGCAGCUCAUGGAGGCUUCUUCGCUAUACAUUCUUUUGACAUUUUUCGUUUUGUCCUGCUUGUAUUCCUAGUCUCCUAGAGCCCCCUGUCCCUGUUGUGAGGUAAAAACGGUCACAGGGAGAGCUUUUUUUUUUCCCCUUUGUCUUUUAGAAAUUUUGAAGUGAUGGUGUCAGGAUUAUAUACUCGCAUAUUUAUGAGAAUCACUUCGUUGAUUGUCUUCUA
Syzygium oleosum is the source of this 3792-nucleotide messenger RNA. Its product is annotated as protein MEI2-like 4. Lineage: Eukaryota; Viridiplantae; Streptophyta; Magnoliopsida; Myrtales; Myrtaceae. Gene Ontology annotation, molecular function: RNA binding. Bases 285 to 3239 code for a protein of 984 amino acids. The record is from RefSeq and is a predicted model, not a curated record. The transcript has 15 exons.